Molecule: messenger RNA, 1156 nt
Organism: Caenorhabditis elegans
Lineage: Eukaryota; Metazoa; Nematoda; Chromadorea; Rhabditida; Rhabditidae
Gene: nhr-159
Product: Nuclear Hormone Receptor family
Exons: 6
Coding region: 1-1080 (359 amino acids)
Biological process (GO): regulation of DNA-templated transcription; DNA-templated transcription
Cellular component (GO): nucleus
Molecular function (GO): zinc ion binding; DNA-binding transcription factor activity; sequence-specific DNA binding
Source: RefSeq, marked reviewed
AUGUCAAGUUCUCCACCGUCUCUAAGCGAAUAUUCAUUUAUCGAUCCAAGAAAGUGCUUAGUGUGCUAUCGUCCAGCAUAUUGCAAUAACUAUGGAGUACUGACUUGCGAUGCCUGUAAAAUGUUCUUCCGCCGCGUUGUCACUGAAAAGCUCGAGUAUACUUGUAAAUGUUCAAAUAACUGCUUUGAAGGUUUCUCCGAAGAUUCUACAAUUUACCCAAAGUGCAAGUCAUGCCGCUACCAGGAGUGUCUGAAAUUUGGAAUGAACUAUGCCUUUCGAAAACAGAAGCGGCUUUUGGAAAUCAGAAAUAAAAAGGAUGACGAGCUGGAUGCCAUUAUCGAUGGGCUACGGUAUUUGGAUAAUCAUAGGAGGGAAACAUUGAGAACCAAGUUUACUAUAAGUAAUCCAACACUGCAAGAAAUGGUCGAGAAGAAGGGACUGGAGACUUAUGUAAAGACCCCAAAAGAGCAACUCCGUCCUCAAGAUUGGUCAUUUUUUGCACUUUACACAACGGUAGAAUUUUUAUCCAACAUGCCAUUCAUGAGCAAACUUCAAACUGCAGAAAAAAUGUGCUUACUGCGAAAUUCCGCCUCAAAAUGCUCACUUUUCGCAGGCGCUAUGAGAAGUUUCAAUGAGAAAAAGGCUGAAAUGAUAACGGUGGAUGGCCAGGAUAUUUAUCCAAAUAGUAUACUAGAUUUUGUGGGCUCUUCUGGUGGAGCCAGAGAGUUUCUGGGCAGGAUUAAAAGCAUGGUGGUCGGAAAACUUGCAGAGCUGACGGUUCUUCGAGAAGAGUUUUUGCUGAUUUCUUCAAUUAUUUUUUGCAAUCCAGAUGUGUUCUACGAGCCGGAGAACUCAGCAGCCCAAUCAAAAGUAGCGUCCCAACAACAAGAGUUCACGGCAGCUUUGCUUCACUUCUGCAUGUGCAAAUACGGUCUGAAUGGACCGUCCCGGUUCACACAAUUGCUAUCUUUAUGUCCGAUUAUUCAGAGAAACUUUGACGAUUUGCAGUUUCUGACGAUGAUGUUUCGUAUGAAGAGGGCUGAUAUUAAGUUCAGGAAUAUUGUUGAAGAGUUAAUAUAAACGGGUUUUUUUAAAAAAUAUUUUAAACUUGUUGGAUUUUUUCAAUACGUUUAUUUAUGAACAUUACAUUUUUUUG